AACAAUUUUGUUACGACUUUUUACUAAACGAGAAAUCUAGGGUUUUUACAAAAGUUAAAUAAAUUUAAAAUGUCUGCGUGCAAAUCUUCUAAGACCGAGCUAAUAGCAAUCUACCGUUUGGAAUUUUAUAAGAAGCAGAAAAAUUGGAAAUUUUGUACAUCGCGACAGGAGAAAAAAUCCUCAAAGAAACAUUUGGAAAAGAAAAUUAAUCUGAACACAACCUACGAUGUCCAAAGUCAUGGAGAAAAGGACACCUCUGAUCCUUUAAAUGUUGCCUUUGUAGAUUCAGAGUCAGAAAAUAUCCAAAAAUCAAAUUCACAACCAAAUUUGUCAAAAAACCGUGAACUCUCUCAGAAAUGGCUAGAACCUGUCAACAUAUGGCCGGGUGAACCUGAAAGUAGCUUACCACUAAAUGUUCAUAAACAAAUCCCUGAUGAAAAAUGUUCAAACUGCAGUUCAGAAGAGAAACCAAAAAGAAACUAUGCUAUGCAGAGGCUUCAAGAAUUACACAAUGCUGCAAAGUUGGGCGGCUACGAGGAAGACGACAACGCGCAAAACUUCCUUAAGGAAAUAGAACCAUAUCCUCAAGAUUUUGGCAACACCGAUUAUGAUGCAAAUGCCCAGGACACAGAUUGCGAAUGGACCAACCAGUACUACUGCGACGGAUUCCAUGAUGAGGACAAGUGGCCGAUGCAGUAUGGUCUGAUGAUAGGAGCGGGGCAUAUGGCUCAGGAAAUAUGGUCUGCAGAGCCAGAACAAGCCGUGUUGGACGAAGGCUAUCCUGAAGAUGCCGUGUACGCGCCAGCCGGCCGCAUGUCUGUGUCCGCGGAUGCCCGACAAGUCGUUACACCCGGGCUGUUUGAUACAGCCGGGGACUGGUGCGACACGUCGGUCGACAGCGAGGGGGAGUUCAUGCGGGGAGCCGACGCCGCGCCGCACUCGUCCGAGAUCGACCUGGCGCUGCCUGCGCCGCUGGGCGGCCCCGACGUGCUGGCGGCGCGCCCGUCGCAGCUGUCGGCGCAGCAGCUAGUGCAGGCCGCGCGGCUGCACUCGCGCCGCCUGCGACUUCUGCUCCGCGAGAGCGCGCACAGACAGAGACUACGCAGCUUAGCGACUCUGAACGCGGAGCCGAACAGUUUUGACGAGGACCCCACCCGAGCCCUCGGCCCCGCGCCGCCGCUCUGCGCUCAGGGAGUGUUCCGGGACGUGUGCGUGGCGGGCUCGCACACCGGCGCGGCGGCCAGGGGGAGGGGUCGUCUGCCUGAGAUGGGGUACAGGAACUAAUAGUCUGCCAAAACUUUGAAUCACGAAGCAUUCGUUGCGAAUGCUUCAAACUAAAUUUAUUUUAGUUUAGCACUGGCAUGUUAUGAAGAUACAUAAAAUAAAAUUCAAACUAUUUUUUUUAUAAAUUGGUGUACUACUUCUAGUUGUUACAAUUUUUUUAAUACAUCUACAAGUUAGCCCUUAACUGCAAUCUCACCUGCUGGAAUGUGAAGCUUUCUAACAUGAAACGGGCUAAUCUGUUAGGGGUAUGGCAGUUCUGUUUCGUCCCUUAUCGGUUUCUACGCGACAUCGUACCGGAACGCUUAAUCGCUCAGUGGCCCCCGUCCUUGUCGGUAGAGUACAAGAUACAAAAACUAAAUAAAUGUUUAUAAUAUAUACAUACAAAAGUUCCUAUAUUCCAAAUACCCUAAAUAUAUUUUAGUUUAGUUUAUUGAUUUCUACUUUACUGUUAACAGUUUCAAAAACUGAAAAUAUAAUUGUAAUUAAAAGGUUUGUUAUUUAGUUUGAACACAUUUUUUAAAUUCUACUACAGUGUAGCCCUUGUCUUAAAUCUUACCUGGUGGCGAGUUAUGAUGCAGUCUUAGACGGUAGCGGGCUAACUAGUUAGGGGCAGUGGCGUGCAUUUCGUAUAUGCGCAUAUGCACUGCCUACUGAUUUUAUACCAUUUUCCAACUUUAUGCCGACCCUAGUCAAUAAUCUUGAGUACGCCACUGGUACCAAACUAGUAAAAAAAAUCCAAAUUGUCCCUGCCGAGGAUAGACCCCUAGACGUCCCACUGGUACGACCACAGCGCAAAGCAGAUAGGUCGUAGAUAAUGAAAAGUCAAAUCUCUAAUUCCUUAUGGAACAGGAGUUCUGUGCCCAGAAAUGGCCACAUUUUCAUUGCAUGGCUGCAUCAUUCCAAAGACUAGCAUAUGUAUGGAAUACUAUAAAGGUCACGAUUAAACUAAAGAAAACUAUAUGAUUUUGUUACUAUUUUGAUUGUUUAUCUUUAUUUGUAAGUGUAUUGUUGAAAAGUAUUAAAACUAUUAGUUGCUAUAAAUAAUAACUGUUUUAUUAUAUAAUGAGCGUUGCUAAAGACCGAUUCACAUUACUCUAGUUGCUGUAUCAUAUAAAUUUGUCACAGCAUUUUUUACAUUCUUUUUGUUUUUUACAUUCUUAUGCCUCUUUUAUAAUGAUCAUGCAAAAGAUUGCAAGAUGCACACACAAACGAAACUGGAAACCAUUGUAUUAUUUUCCUGUCAUUGUGUUAAUUGUCACUACAAAAUUUUGAGGUUAUGCUAUUACUAAUUAAUACGCUGAUACAUUUUUAACCAUGUUAUCACUAUAUAUUUGAGCGCUUAAUAAGAGUCUGUACUCAGCCUAAAUUUGAAUAGAGAAGCUUCUGUUUUGAAUAUUGUUUAUGUUAUAUACCCAUUUAAGUGGACUAUCUUUGCUAUGUAUUCCAAUACUAUUAUUGGAGUAGACAACCACUUACUUAGUCUUUUUUUUAAGAUUAAAAAAAGUAUAAGUAAGUGUAAAAAUGGACUGAAGAAACUACAGCUAUUUUGCUAUCACAGUCUCACCUAUUAACAUUUAGAAAUAUUCAUGUAAUCGUGUCAGAAAUCAUUAUCCUUAAAUGUUUUUUGACGUUGAUGUUGAAGACGUUGGAAUUGAAUGCUGCUCGAAACAUGUAAAUUAGUCAAAAAAUUUUACAAAAUUCCUACGUUGUUUAGAAUAUUCAUAAGUCCACAAAUGUUACUUACCCAGUGUUUAUUUUUUGUAUACUUUAAAAGUUAUAAUUAUGAUUAUGUAGAAGUUCGUGUUACUACAUGUAAUUAAACUUUGUUAAACAUUA
This is a messenger RNA of Pararge aegeria (speckled wood butterfly), 3120 nucleotides long. RefSeq lists its product as uncharacterized. The coding region runs from base 70 to 1284 and encodes 404 amino acids. The transcript has 8 exons. The record is from RefSeq and is a predicted model, not a curated record. Lineage: Eukaryota; Metazoa; Arthropoda; Insecta; Lepidoptera; Nymphalidae.